Megalobrama amblycephala (Wuchang bream) is the source of this 1277-nucleotide messenger RNA. RefSeq lists its product as uncharacterized. The coding region runs from base 88 to 1029 and encodes 313 amino acids. The record is from RefSeq and is a predicted model, not a curated record. NCBI's taxonomy places the organism in Eukaryota, Metazoa, Chordata, Actinopteri, Cypriniformes, Xenocyprididae. Gene Ontology annotation, biological process: cell surface receptor signaling pathway; immune response; T cell costimulation. Gene Ontology annotation, cellular component: external side of plasma membrane. The transcript has 6 exons.
UCCAAUUUCAGGAAGUGCUACAUUAGUGGGUCAUUUCUCACUUUACCAAUCGUGAAAUGGUGAAAUGCAGUAAUUUAUUAAGUUUUGAUGCCAGACUCAAGCAGAAAUUUUAACAUGUUCAGAUGCUUGAAUCUUCUGCUGCUCUUUUGCUUUGCAUAUCAUAUCGAAAUCGUCCCUAAACCUGUGACAGGGAAACGGGGAGGCAGCGUCACACUGCCAUGUCAAUUUGAGGACAGAGAGAUUUCUGAUAUUGUUUUAAGUAGUCAGUCAAAAAACAUUCUUGUUUGUCAGAAUGAAGAAUGUGAGAGUGAAAAUGAUCGAGUAUUUAAAACAGGAUCAUGUGACAUCAUCAUCAAGGAUCUGAGACUGAGUGAUGCUGGGAAAUACUUUCUGAGAGUUUAUUACAAUAAUGAUCAGAGAGAACUGGAGCGACAAAUCAGCAUAUACCAUCUUCAUAUUCAUGAUGAGAUUUCUGUGAAAACAGGAGAGCAGCUGAAAAUGGAUGUUCUGUUGAUCAAUGUUUAUCAAAUUGAGCAUCAGAGCAAAAUCAGCACAGAGUGGACAGAGGUGUGUACGAGAGGCGACGGGGUCCAGAAUGAUCGACUGACCAACAGAGAUGGAAAUCUGACCAUUAGUAAUUUUACAGUCUCUGACACUGGAACAUACAGAGUUCUGGACUCUGAAGGAGAAAUCUGGAUCACAGUCACAGUCACAGAAUCUAGUACAGGAUCAAAGGGAAAACUGGAUACAGAUGAAGACAAACCUGAUGAAAAAUAUACUGCAGUAUAUGUUGUGGUGUCUGUGAGUGGAGCUCUGCUGGCUCUGAUUAUAUCUGUCAUCAUCUGGAAAUACCGAUGUCGGCACAGGAACACAGAACAUUAUCCUACCAAGGGCUCCCAAUCCAAGACAUUGUACAGUAGUCCAGAACAUCUAGUGACAACACUGGGUACUUGUAAUCUGCCGUCAGAACCAACAGAUCCUCAGAGGAUUCUGUCAACAUAUGUCCGUGUUUUAACGAUAGGAAACUGACAUUAUUGAAUAUGUCACUCAUUUUGCAAAAACAGGCCUUAAUAAUGCACACUUUCACUGUCCAAAAAUUAGCUCUCUUGAUGUAAACUGCUUGUUCAUUGAACUGUUGUAUGAAAUCAAUAUUACAUUUACGGUUGUAUUGAUAUAUAGGAAGAACAGCACUCUUGCUCAGCUAUAAGACUAAAACUCACAGGGGCAUUUCAGUCUCAUAUCUUGAAUUUCAUGUAGUGAAAGUGUAUAGCAUGUAU